GAGAGUCACUUUAACAUGAUCUGCUUGUUUUCAGUGAAACUGGAGCCGUGCGAGCGAGAUCCUGAUCCUGAUCUGAAGGAGGAGACUCUCGGUGUCAGCGGCCUCAGUGACGUUAAAGACAUUCUGUGUGAGUUAAUCAGGGACGGUGCUUUGUCCCGAUCAGCGCUGGAUCUGUCCCGAUCGGGAACGCUUCAUCGCAGCAGGUCAGAGGUCGAGCCGAGCGGAGCCAUGAUGGAGGAGGAGCGCAGGGAUCUGAGGAUGUGGAUGAGGAGGAAACAGAGAGAACGACUGAUAGAGUACAGAAAACAGAGAGAAGAGAAGAGAGAGAGAGAGCACAGACCCUUCAUCUCUCCAGUUAAACACCAGAAUCUGACGUCUGUGGAUCUGGCAACCAGCAAGAGAACCAAAGCAGAGCGAGACAGGCUGCUGCUUCAGGAGCAUCAUGAGCGGAGAGCGCGUGACGCCUGCGGUCUGAUCUCUGAGUGCUCACCUCGCCCUUCAGUCUUCCCACAAUCCCACAGCAGAGCCUCAGGAGCACCACUGAGUCCUCAGGGAAAAAGAAGAGGAUUCCCAGGAGUCAGAGCGGACCGCAGGGAUCUCUGGGGAAAACCGUCACGCUUCAGAGGAAACCUGCUGCUACAACACACGGCUCUCUGAGCCGCAGACUCGGCCUGCACAGACCAGCCAGCGCUCUUCCGGCCGAUCGGUUAUCCCAGGUCACUCGCCGCGGGAUGCUGUCUGACCCCAGGACCAGACCAGAGAAGAAGAAGACCACCCAUCAGACAGAACAGAGAGAAGUGAAAGAGAGAGAUCAGACGCAUGAGAGAGACGAGGACGAGGACAU
Molecule: messenger RNA, 844 nt
Organism: Carassius auratus (goldfish)
Lineage: Eukaryota; Metazoa; Chordata; Actinopteri; Cypriniformes; Cyprinidae
Product: ciliogenesis and planar polarity effector 1-like
Exons: 8
Coding region: 16-657 (213 amino acids)
Biological process (GO): cilium assembly
Cellular component (GO): ciliary transition zone
Source: RefSeq, a predicted model, not a curated record